This is a messenger RNA of Cryptotermes secundus, 2821 nucleotides long. RefSeq names its product venom dipeptidyl peptidase 4. The record is from RefSeq and is a predicted model, not a curated record. The transcript is spliced from 15 exons. The coding region runs from base 153 to 2477 and encodes 774 amino acids. Gene Ontology annotation, biological process: proteolysis. Lineage: Eukaryota; Metazoa; Arthropoda; Insecta; Blattodea; Kalotermitidae. Gene Ontology annotation, molecular function: dipeptidyl-peptidase activity; serine-type peptidase activity.
UCAGUAUUGGGAGGGCCUUGCUUAUCUCACUGCCGCACAGUACAGAAGUCCGCCGGUGUCAUUUGGGGCAGAUACUUAACAGCCGGGAAAUCGACCUUAAAGCUCCAUUUCGUUGUGGAGCUGGAAGGGAGAUAGAACCACGAGAAGCUGCCAUGGCAAUUGCAACAAUAGUUCAGAUAUUGCUGAAAACAUGUGUAGUAGCACCGAUCUUGCUGGCGACCGAUGCGAGGCCUCCAGUAAACAGAGCCAAGGGAGCAUUCGGACUUGAGGAAGUAAUCUCUGGUGAGCUGAGUAGCGUCGGAUUUUCUGGUACAUGGAUAUCGGGAACUCAGUUUCUUUACACGGACCGACUUACAGGGGACGUCCUAAAGUACGAUGUGUCGACGCUUUCUGCCUCCGUUUUAGUUAAACGCCCAGUCUUGGAGGAGUACCGAGCCACGAGUUACGAACUCUCAGCUGACGGACUGUUCCUUCUCAUUGGUUACGACUUGCAGGCGGGAUUUCGCCAUUCCACUGUCUCCAGGUUCGUUAUCUACGACCUCAGUUCCAGAACGUACUCCCCUGUGGCUGGAGGCGCCCUGCUACAGUUGGUACGCCUGGCUCAGAAGGGCAACGCACUUGCCUUUGUGCUAGAUAACGACAUUUAUUACCGUCCGUCCAGCUACAGCGGCACCGAGGAGAAGCGCAUCACAUACAACGGCAUCCCCGGCGUCGUCUAUAACGGCGUGCCGGACUGGGUGUACGAAGAGGAGGUCUUGGGUUCGGGCUCAGCGUUGUGGUUCUCCCCGGAAGGCACGUCGCUGGCAUUCGCCACUUUCAACGACGGUGAUGUUAAAACGGCCUCGUAUUUCCAUUACGGAAACCCGGGUACCUUGGAUUCACAGUAUUCCGACACCAUAAAUAUACGUUACCCCAAGCCCGGAACAACAAACCCCCUGGUCUCACUCCAUGUGGUGGACCUUACGAAACCGUCGUUCAGUUUCGUGGAUCUCCCGGCUCCUGUAGACGUCGUCUCACUGGACCACAUUCUGUACACUGUCGACUGGGCAAAUGACUACGAGGUGUCCGUCGUUUGGACCAACAGGGUACAGAAUCUGGGAGUGCUGCAGAUAUGCACAGCGAGUACUGGCAACUGCCACACCAUACACCAGCUGUCCGAAACUGCCGGCUGGCUUGAAGUCGUGCCUCCAACUUUCGAUGGCAGUGGUGCACGACUAGCCACAGUGUUGCCACAAGACCAAGGCAGCACACAAGGCAAUUACGCUCAAGUUACUCUGCUCUCCCGGCGUGCUUCUCUACGAGAAUCAUUGGCAAUGGAAACGCCACUUACUUUCGGACGCUCCGUGGUAACGUACAUAUACGGAUGGGAUAAAACCAACGACACCAUAUACUAUCAAUCGACGCCUGAGCUCUCGCCAUCACAACGGCAUGUGUAUGCAGUGGCAGCAGAUGGCAGCAGCGCACCCCGCUGCCUGUCAUGCGACGUGCAGACUCUGGAAGGCCGUGCCUGCCUGUACGCCUCUGCUUCGUUCAGCACCGACCUCAGCUACUUGGCGCUGACAUGCUCUGGUCCGGACCCGCCUCACGUGGCCCUGUACAGGGCGAAGGAUGCGUCCCUGCUCGCACUGUGGGAAAUUAACCAGAAUCUGAGACAAAAAAUAGCAGGUCGAGACCUGCCGGAGAUAGUGAAUGUUGACGUGGAUGUGCCCGAUGGAUUCGUUGCAAAGGCACGCCUCUGGCUCCCACCUGGAGCAGACACUAGCGGUCAGACAAAGUACCCCAUGUUAGUCUACGUGUACGGGGGACCGAACUCGGUGCAGAUAUCUGACGCCUUCACACUGGGCUGGGGCGCCUACCUCACCACAAACCGCAGCAUCAUAUACGCUCUGAUUGACGGCAGGGGAUCAGGUUUGAAGGGAGAUGACAUGAAGUUCUCGGUGUACCGGCGCCUGGGCUCGGUGGAGAUAGAGGACCAAAUCUUGGUUACCAUCACACUGCAGAGUAGGUUCCCAUACAUUGACCAGACCCGCACUGCCAUCUGGGGCUGGAGCUAUGGCGGAUACGCGACGGCUAUGACACUGGCAAUCGAUAGGUUAGCCAUCUUCAAAUGUGGUGCUUCAGUGGCUCCCGUCACCAGCUGGAUCUACUAUGACUCCAUCUACACGGAGCGAUACAUGGGACUGCCCUCGUUAGAGGACAACCAACAAGGCUACAACAAUAGUGACGUCACGAGGCUGGUAGAAAAUUUCAGGGGAAAGCAGUUCUACUUGCUUCAUGGUAAUGCGGAUGACAAUGUGCACUACCUGCAGGCAAUGGAACUCAGCAGAGCGCUGGAACUCGCCAACAUCCUCUUCAGGCAACAGAGCUACCCAGACGAGAACCACAGCCUUCGUAGUGUGCUGCUCCAUGUAUACACCUCCAUGGAUCAGUUUUGGGCCCAGUGCUUCGAUCUGGACAAUUUUGCCGCCUACGGAUGAUUUCAUGAAAAUCGUAAGAAGAAGAAGAAGUGUGCCUACAGCUAAGUUGGUUCCUCGUCAGGCAAUCACUAGGAUCUCUCACGUUUGCAGUUGUGUGCUUUGCAAAAAUAAAGUUGAUUGUAUAGUACUCCCUGAGCAUCGUCAUGUUUAAGCGUGAGAUAUGCCUUUAUCCAACAUUGCUUAAAGAACAUUGGUUUAAGAGUUCCUAAAACAUUUCCCAGACAGACUUUAUCACACACACGGAAAUGUCAUUUUAAUGGCAGCAGGUACUAGCCCCUCUGCUGUCCAUUUCCAUCGAUAUGUUUAAUUUCAAUGUAAAAUUAGAAAAUAAAUGCAUUUUUAUU